AUGGCUUCACAACCUGAGGCAGAGCAUCCCAAAAAGGCUUUCGGAUGGGCAGCCAGAGACUCAUCUGGAGUCCUCUCUCCUUUCAAGUUCUCAAGAAGGGAAACCGGAGAAAAUGACGUGGCAUUCAAAGUAUUGUAUUGUGGUAUAUGUCAUUCGGAUCUCCACAUGGUGAAAAAUGAAUGGGGCAAUUCUAUUUAUCCAAUAGUUCCAGGGCACGAAGUUGCUGGUGAAGUAACAGAGGUAGGAAGCAAGGUAAAAAAUUUCAAAGUUGGAGACAGGGUAGGUGUAGGGUGCAUGGUUGGAUCUUGCCACUCAUGUCAAAGUUGUGCUGAUAAUCUUGAGAACUACUGCUCAAAGAUGAUUCUCACAUAUAGUGCCAAGAAUAUUGAUGGAACAAUCACAUAUGGAGGCUACUCCGACACCAUGGUUUCCGAUGAACAAUUUGUGAUCCGUAUUCCUGAUGCCUUGCCACUUGAAGCCGCUGCUCCUCUCCUUUGCGCGGGGAUCACAGUGUUUAGUCCUUUGAAGUAUUUUGAACUCAACAAGGCCGGUUUACACUUGGGUGUCGUUGGUCUUGGUGGAUUAGGCCAUAUGGCUGUGAAAUUCGCCAAAGCUUUUGGUGCUAAUGUAACAGUGAUAAGCACUUCUCCUAAUAAAAAGAAGGAAGCAAUUGAACAUUUAAAAGCUGACUCAUUUGUGGUUAGUCGCGAACAAGAUCAAAUGCAGGCUGUAAUGGGAACCUUUGAUGGUAUCAUUGACACUGUUUCAGCACUGCAUCCACUAACUCCCUUGCUUGGUUUAUUGAAAAACCAUGGUAAACUUGUUAUGGUUGGAGCUCCAGACAAGCCAUUAGAGCUUCCUGCAUUUUCUUUAAUUACAGGGAGAAAGAUAAUUGGUGGGAGUAUGAUUGGAGGGAUAAAGGAGACUCAAGAAAUGAUUGAUUUUGCUGCUAAACAUGAUGUGAAACCUGAUAUUGAGAUUAUUCCAGUAGAUUAUGUUAACACUGCAAUGGAGAGACUACUCAAAGCUGAUGUGAAAUAUCGAUUUGUAAUUGAUAUUGGAAACACUUUGAAGGCUAGCUCUUGA
Molecule: messenger RNA, 1086 nt
Organism: Lathyrus sativus (Indian pea)
Lineage: Eukaryota; Viridiplantae; Streptophyta; Magnoliopsida; Fabales; Fabaceae
Source: the annotation of a GenBank genome assembly